CAACUCAUCAUCGCUCAAAUCGAUCAUCUGUCUUGUUUCAUUCUUAAUUAAUUUCUCUAAAAAAUACUCUUAAAUUUCCAUUAAUCAAUCAGUUAAUUAAUAACACUAAUGGACACCUUAUUCUCGAUUUCCUCCCGCAACGGUGUCGUCGCCAUUGCAUAUUCCCUGUUGCUGACGUGGCUCGCACAGGCGCAGCAGCAGCAGCAGCUGUCUCCGACAUUCUACGACAGCAGGUGUCCGAAUGCAGUGAGCACUAUCCGUACAUCCAUCCGCCGCGCCAUCUCCGGCGAAAGGCGGAUGGCGGCGUCGCUCAUCCGCCUCCAUUUCCACGAUUGCUUCGUCCAGGGCUGCGACGCCUCCAUCUUGCUCGACGAGACCCCCACCAUCCAGUCGGAGAAGACCGCCUUCCCCAACCUCAACUCCGCCAGAGGCUUCGAGAUUAUCGAGGCCGCCAAGAGGGACGUCGAAACCAUCUGCCCGGGAGUCGUUUCUUGCGCCGAUAUACUCACCCUCGCUGCCCGCGACGCCUCCGUCAUGGUCGGAGGGCCGUCGUGGACGGUGGCGCUCGGAAGAACGGACUCCGCCACCGCCAGCCGUUCUCAGGCCAACACUGAUCUCCCCAGCCCUUUCGACCCCCUCGAUGCCCUAAUUCUUGCAUUUGACAGAAAGGGUUUUACUGUCCGCGACAUGGUUGCUUUAUCUGGUGCACAUACACUAGGGCAGUCCCAGUGCUUCCUGUUCCGGUCGAGAAUAUACAGCAACGCAACCGACAUCGACGGCGGGUUCGCCAGCACACGGCGGCGCGGCUGCCCUCAGAGCGGCGGCGACACCAAUCUGGCCCCGCUGGAUCUGGUCACCCCCAAUUCAUUCGACAACAAUUACUUCAGGAAUUUGGUGCAGAGAAAGGGUCUUCUUCAGUCCGACCAGGUGCUCUUCGGCGGAGGAGGAUCCACAGACGCCAUUGUAACAGAAUACAGCAGAAAUCCACGACUCUUCGCCGCCGAUUUCGCCGCCGCCAUGGUUAAAAUGAGUGAGAUUCCUCCCCAGCACCAGAACGGUAUCAUAAGAACAAUCUGCAGCGCCGUCAACUAAACCCCACCAUUAAUAUAUAUAUAUAUGUUUUAAUCAAACAUUCAUAUUCCCAAGUGUAGAUGCUGUUAUCUUUUUGUAAUUGUGUUAUUAAAUCUCCAUAUAUAGAUAUUCACAUUUAGA
Andrographis paniculata is the source of this 1212-nucleotide messenger RNA. Its product is annotated as lignin-forming anionic peroxidase-like. Gene Ontology annotation, molecular function: heme binding; peroxidase activity. Gene Ontology annotation, biological process: response to oxidative stress; hydrogen peroxide catabolic process. Lineage: Eukaryota; Viridiplantae; Streptophyta; Magnoliopsida; Lamiales; Acanthaceae. The transcript is spliced from 2 exons. The coding region runs from base 109 to 1092 and encodes 327 amino acids. The record is from RefSeq and is a predicted model, not a curated record.